AUGUUUAAGGCCAGUGGUUACACAUGGAGAUUAAUUUUGUACCCGAAUGGAAACGCAAGAAGAGGGGGUGGAGGACAUAUAUCGCUUUACUUAGCCAUAGAGAAGACAGACUCGCUUCCUCUUGGUUGGGAGGCAAAUGUAACUUACAAGAUGUUUGUGUUUGAUCACAAUAAGGAUCGAUACCUGACCAUUCAAGAUGAGCCGAGGCAUCAAAUUCGACGGUUUCAUCGCGCCAAGAAAGAAAGUGGUUUUGACAGAUUGAUAACAUUAGAGACUUUCAAUGCUGCAGCAAAUGGUUAUCUUAUUGAUGAUUCUUGUGUAUUUGGCGUCGAAGUUUUUGAGGUUAAAGAUACUGGAAUAGGUGAGACUAUAAAGAUGAUUGAGGAUCCCCUAGAAGUCACUUUCGACUGGAAAGUAUGUGAGUUUUCCAGAGUCUGCAAAGAAAAGCUUAACGGUGAAAAUCUCAUUUCAGAGGAAUUUACAGUUGGAAAAAGCAAGUGGUAA
This is a messenger RNA of Daucus carota subsp. sativus, 504 nucleotides long. Its product is annotated as ubiquitin C-terminal hydrolase 12-like. Bases 1 to 504 code for a protein of 167 amino acids. NCBI's taxonomy places the organism in Eukaryota, Viridiplantae, Streptophyta, Magnoliopsida, Apiales, Apiaceae. The record is from RefSeq and is a predicted model, not a curated record. The transcript has 3 exons. Gene Ontology annotation, molecular function: protein binding.